GGGGGUUAUUCAAGUUUAGAAAUUUUCGUAAGUCAAAAUUUAUAACAAACCCUUCCUCUAGCCUUCUUCUCCCCCAAUUGGACUACAAACCCUAAAACCAGUCCUUUAGAUCUUCUUGCCAAAGAUUCUCUUGGCAAAAAUUAUCUUUCCCUAGUUAAAAUGAAUCAACGACAUGUGCCCAUGGAUUAUUUGGACGUCGCAAGGCGAGGCUACAAGAAAGACAAGAACGCGUCUCUCUUCUGCGAGACACAUCCUUUCAUGUUAAACUCUCACGGGGUAUGGGAGAGAUUGAGUCUCAAGUCACGUGGGAUGAGUUUCUGGGAAUAUCCGCUCCCAAAUCUCGAGAUCAUAAUAUUUUCUACUUAUAUUCUUUGGCGGCUCUUCGAUUUCUCCUGCAACAAACUCGGUCUUCGAGUACCUAGAUUCACCUAUAUGUUGAUCGCAGGGGUAAUUUUAGGUCAAACUUGUCAUUUAAACAACAGCUCCUGGCUCCACAACAUAUUUUUCCCUGAUGAUAACCGACCAAAGGUCGCAGAGACUCUAGGCGCUUUCGGGUUCCUUUUAUAUUGGUUCCUGAAAGGCGUGACAAUGGAUGCUGGGAUGGCAUUGAGGAUGGGGAAAAAAGCAGGCGUGAUCGGGUUCAGCACAAUGUUUGUACCCUUGAUUUGUGGCAACUUUAUGUUUAGGUGGAGAUCUCGAAGAGGCAAUAUAAGUUUGUUAACGACGGAGUACAGGUUGAUCAUAUUCCUGCAAAGCAUAUCCGCGUUCACAAGCGUUGACACACUCUUAAAAGACCUCAAGAUCAAACACUCCGAGUUUGGUAGGAUCGCGCUUUCAGGGGCCAUGGUAACCGAUAUGUUGGCUUUUAUUAUAUCGUUUUUGAACGCCAUGCAUUGGGAAGGAUAUAAAGGAGUGAUCCAAACCUUAUGUGCCUGUUUGUAUUUUGCCUUUAUGAUCUACGCCGUGAGGCCGGCUAUGUAUUGGGUGAUACAGCAGACUCCAGAAGGGAGGCCGGUCAAGGAUAUUUACAUCUACUUGAUUUUGGCGCUCGCUUUCUUGUCCUUCAAAUUUUUUCAGAUGAUUGGACUUUUUGGAGCCGCGGGAUCGUUUGUUCUCGGCUUGACUGUUCCUGACGGAUAUCCUUUAGGAGCUGUUUUGGUUCAAAAGUUUGAGAGCUUUAAUCUUGGAGCUAUCUUCCCACUUUUUGGUUCAGUGAGCAUGAUGCAACUAGAUCUCUCAUGGUUGCUCAGAGAGUGUGGAAGUCUCGUACGGAGGGAGGGUGAACUUUAUGAGGUCGUUUCCUUUAUACUUUUUGUGAAUACCAUAAAAUUCAUUACUUCAACCGUGGCCGCUUUUGCUUUUAAAAUGCCCUUAAGAGACUCCUUUGCUCUAGCCCUUGUUCUUAAUAAUAAGGGGAUCUUCGAGCUCGCCUACUUCACGUAUGCAGUUGAAAUCAAGAGAAUAAGGCCAGAGAUUUUCACAGUCCUAGCUACAUUCAUCCUCUUGAACUCUAUCUUUAUACCAAUGGCCUUGGAGCUCGUCCAUGACCCAACCAAAAGAUUCAAAUGCUACCAAAAAAGGAAUUUGAUCAUCUUGAAAAAAGGCGCAGAGCUCCAAUCUCUUGUAUGCAUCUACAAACCUGAUCACAUAACUUCAAUGAUCAACCUUUUGGUCGGUUUAAACCCAUCACAAGAUUCGCCAAUGGCGUGCAACAUACUCCACCUCAUCGAGCUUGUGGGUCAAGCCAGUCCAAUGUUCAUUUCCCACCAGUUGCAACAACCAGAGCCCGGAAGUAUUUCUUGUUCUGACAGUGUCAUAACCUCCUUCCGUCGCUUCCACAAAGAAUUCUUUGACCAUACAUCAUUGGAUAUAUUCACUUCUGUCUCCAUGUUUAAACACAUGCAUGAGGAUAUUUGUUGGGUUGCAUUAUCCAGAAGCUUAUCUCUGAUUCUGCUUCCGUUCCAUCGAAUAUGGUCUGUUGAUCGAUCCUCGGUUAUCUCCAACGAUGAUAAGCUCAGAAUGAUCAACAUUAACGUCCUAAAACGAGCCCCUUGCUCUGUUGGAAUCUUCAUUUAUCGGAAACCCAUCAUUGAAUCUCAUAUGAGUGGGUACCAUAGCAAGAUCUGUUUAAUUUUUAACGGUGGAAAAGACGAUAGAGAGGCUUUGGCGAUAGCGCAUCGAAUGAGACUGACGGAAAAACGGAUAAGCCUAACUAUCAUAAGAUUCAUUCCAAAAUUUUUAGAAAUGGAGAACCAGGAGCUGGAGGAGACCAUCCAAAUGGUUAACCUGGAGGAGACCGUGACUAACAUUAUUGGGGAUAGCGUCCACGAAAAUGAUGACUGCGUGACAUAUAUUGAUAAAGCGGUUUCCGAUGGCUCGGAGACCUCCAAAAUCUUACGAGGAAUAGCACAUGAUUUCGACUUGUUCAUAGUCGGAAGAGGCAGCGGAGUAGGUACUGAGGCUACUAGUGGAAUCACUGAGUGGACAGAGUUCGACGAAUUGGGACCCCUUGGAGAUUUAUUAGCAUCACGUGAGUUUCCUUCUAGAGCAUCUGUGUUGGUUGUAAAAAAACAAGAAUACAUUCAUCAUACCAAAAGCCAAAAAUGGAUAUCUAAGUAAAGUUUGAUUUUGUAUUUGUCUACAUCAAAUAUUAGUUUUUAGGAUGUAUGAAAUAUAUAAAGUUUGGGGAGUACGAUGAUUCGUGUUUCUUCUGAAUAUGAUAACUUCAAGAUAUUGAUCACUUCUUCAAAAUUAC
Molecule: messenger RNA, 2755 nt
Organism: Thlaspi arvense
Lineage: Eukaryota; Viridiplantae; Streptophyta; Magnoliopsida; Brassicales; Brassicaceae
Source: the annotation of a GenBank genome assembly